AUGGAUUCAACACUCCUCAUCCAUUGGCUGUUCAGCUGUCUGGCCCUCAUCAUCAUGGCCGUGAGGCUCUGGGGGAGGAAACACGUCCGCCAGGCCUUCAACACGGGCGACUACCUCACCAUGGGCGCAUGCGCCUGCGCCCUUAUUCGCCUCGGCAUGAUCCACGUCGUCCUGACCUGGGGCACGAACAACAUGACGGCCGCCCAGCGCCAGGACCAUCACUUUACCCCCCGCGAGAUCUAUCAGCGGGAGAUCGGCAGCAAGCUAUCCAUCGCCAAUCGCGUCUUCUACAACUCUUACCUUUGGUUGCAGAAGCUUGUGCUGCUGGAUCUCUAUCGACGGCUCAUUCGCGACUUGCCGUAUGAGAAGUGGCUGAUCCGGGUCUAUCUCUUCGUCUUCUUUGCCACGUACACGAAUGUCCAGGUCUUUACUUUUAGCGAGUGCCAUCCUUUCCACCUCUACUGGCAGGUUCUUCCAGACCCUGGUCCAUGUGCGCAGGCUCAGAUGCAGCUCAUUGUGCUCGGCGUCCUCAACAUCCUUACCGACUUUAUGCUACUCAUCAUGCCGUUACCCGUCAUCUUCAAGCUCAAAGCACCCCUGGGUCGGAAAGCCCAGCUGGUAGCCCUCUUCACACUCGGUAUCUUUAUCAUCGCCAUCACCAUCAUCCGCCUACCAAUCAACUCCUCGCACCCUUACAGCCAAGUGAACCGGACAACCUGGGCAAGCACCGAGCUGCUGACGGCCGCCAUCGUCGUCAACGCGCCGACGCUCUACUCGUUUUGGAACAAGAGUCGGCGGGACAGGUCGACGCCUCGGGAGCAGGAGCAGGGCCAUUCGGACAAGGCGAAAGCUGGCAUCGUUCUGGAAACGAUAGGCGGCAGCACUUUGUCGGGCACUGGGGUAGGGAAGCGGAAGCCGAGUGGAGGGAUACUGCAGACGAAGGAGGUCAUUGUGUCUGAAUACAGGCAUAGCGGUGAGUAUAUCAAACUGGCCGAUGAGAGAGAUCAUGUAUCACAGAAUUCGAGUGGAUAG
Molecule: messenger RNA, 1032 nt
Organism: Trichoderma citrinoviride
Lineage: Eukaryota; Fungi; Ascomycota; Sordariomycetes; Hypocreales; Hypocreaceae
Product: PTH11-type GPCR protein
Exons: 3
Coding region: 1-1032 (343 amino acids)
Source: RefSeq, a predicted model, not a curated record